Molecule: messenger RNA, 733 nt
Organism: Scylla paramamosain (green mud crab)
Lineage: Eukaryota; Metazoa; Arthropoda; Malacostraca; Decapoda; Portunidae
Product: atrial natriuretic peptide receptor 3-like
Exons: 4
Coding region: 16-522 (168 amino acids)
Biological process (GO): signal transduction
Molecular function (GO): peptide hormone binding; signaling receptor activity
Source: RefSeq, a predicted model, not a curated record
UAAUGAAGAUCUGAGAUGAAUGCCUGGACGCAGGCUCCCUCAAAGCAGAUUAGAGUCGAUGUGUUCCUGGGCCCCGUGGAAGCUUACGUCCUGGCGCCCGUUGCCCGAUUCUCCGGCGCCUGGAAUGUGCCCCUGCUCACCCCAGGGGGUCAGCCCAACGCCUUCGACACCCGCAAGGACUACCCGCUGCUCACGCGCCUCAAGGGCUUCUACACAGAGGUGGGGGAGCUCUUUUCCUCCGUGGUGAAGCAAUGGGACUGGAAGGUUCUGGGUCUGCUUUACGAGGACACUGACGAGUCGCGAGGAAAAUCCGUGUGCCAUUUUACCCUGGAGUCCAUCUACACCUCGUUCACGCAGAAGCCCCACCACGAGCGUUUCGAGCCCAAGAUUAGCAACUUCACGCAGCUCCUCAUGAAGUUCCACGACAAAGCAAGGAUGCUCUACCUCUCCUCCGGCGUGGCGAUGCAGCUCAAGGAGAGGGUGCUGGUGGGCGAAGGCUGCCGAGCGGAACAAAGUUAUUGAUGCAGUUUAUUGGUGGUCACUGCUCUUCCAUUCCGCCGCCGUCGCUGCCACCACGGCACUGCCUCGCCUGGGAUGAGCAGCCCCAAUCCAGGUUAAAGUGAUAUUUACUCGAGUUUGAUAAAAUCAUGACAUUAAAUUUGAAUGCUGUGUUGUCUGUCUAGCCGGGGAUUGAUAAAGAAAUAUUUGUACAUGUUCACAUUGUGUUUACAAU